Molecule: messenger RNA, 1438 nt
Organism: Neoarius graeffei (lesser salmon catfish)
Lineage: Eukaryota; Metazoa; Chordata; Actinopteri; Siluriformes; Ariidae
Product: renin receptor-like
Exons: 6
Coding region: 1-708 (235 amino acids)
Biological process (GO): positive regulation of Wnt signaling pathway
Cellular component (GO): membrane; external side of plasma membrane
Molecular function (GO): signaling receptor activity
Source: RefSeq, a predicted model, not a curated record
AUGACAUCAGCAUGGAUAUCUUGUUCAAACUCUGGGGAACUUCUUUUGCUAAAGCGGCAGGUUCCCUGUUCCAGCGUCCUCGUGCCAGGUUCCCUGUUCCAGCGUCCUCGUGCCAACGCUCUGAUUGCCGUCUAUGGCAUUGAUGGUUUCGAUCUUCCCUCUAACAUCUCUUCUUAUCCUCUGGAAAAUGCUGAUCUGCUCUUCCUAUUCGAGAUUCAAGUGUUGCAUGAUAUUUCUGCUCUGCUGAUGAGACACAAGCACUUGGCUAAGGACCAGGCUCCUGAUCUGUUCUCUCUGGAGCUGGCUGGGAUGGAGGAGCUCACCCGGCGCUACGGCCCGGACUCCCCUCAGUUCCAAGACGCCCGGCAGAUUCUGGUAGCUGCGCUGCAGAAGUUUGCUGAUGAUGUUUUCGGCGUUUAUGGCAGCAACGCGGUGGUGGAGGUGGUGACGGUGAAGACGUUUGAGACUCCGCUAACCAGGAAGUCGCGCUCCAUCCUGGAGGCAAAGCAGAUUAGUAACCCAGGAAGCCCCUACAAUCUGGCCUACAAGUACAACUUUGAAUACGCUGUCGUGUUCAACAUCGUGCCAUGGCUCAUGAUCGCGUUGGCUCUCGCCGUCAUCGUCAUCUCGUACAACUUGUGGAACAUGGACCCGGGCUACGACAGCAUCAUCUACAGGAUGACCAAUCAGAAGAUCCGCAUGGACUAAUCAUGCAUUACAUUCUGUCGCAGUGUUGUGUGUAGACAGGUUUCUCACUUCCAUUCCUCCCAUGCGUAUGUGUAUAUAUCGCUCUGAAAUUUCAGUUUGUGAAUAAGUAGGAUGAAGAAUAUUUAUUGACCCCUGCUGUUUUGCUGAAAAAUCCAAAUGAGAACGGGACGCAUGUAUUUCGCCUUUGUUAAUAGCACGCUGGGUGUGGUUUCGUUGAGUAAGUGCACUGCUGUGGAAUUGUGUGAAGUCGUCACGCUAGUGUCGUAAUGGUGUUCUGUGUCGUGUUCCUGCUCGAGUGACAUGUUUGAAUCAUCUGUAUUUUUGUUUUUAUUCCUGAUACACUGGACUACAUAAUAUGAUGGCGAUUGUAGAGAGGUGGGACGAUAAACUAAAAUUGCAUGUGGUAAAAUUUCGCCCAGGUGUGAUGUUAAAACAUGGAGAUCAGACAUGAUUUUAUUUGGAAAUAAUAAAAAAAAAUAUACAUGCAAAAUCAGACAAUUGGUUACAACUGAUAAUGUUUAUUUUAUGACAUGUAGUAGUGAGUCACAGUGACAAAAGAACAAAAUGAUUGAGGAGAUAUUUUAUGAAAUGUUUGAUCUUGAUUAGUUUCUCAGCUCUCCUCCGUCCCUGGCUAUGUUCAUCUGAAAUUUUUUUUUCCCCUGUUCUCCUCCAUCAAUCAUAUGACUGAAGUUCAGCCGAAAUAAAACUUGCUGAUGAAUUACAGAUAAAA